CGCGGAGCAGGCGGGGCUGUAGGGCCUCGGCGGCGCCCGCUCCCCAGCGCGCUGGGCGGGGUGUGUGCCGGGCGGCUUCGCGGGCAGGCGCGGGCCCCGAGGCGGCGGCUGCGCGCCCUGCGCCGGGGAGGAGCCGGGGGCGGGCGGCCGGCGGGAGGGGACUGGGGCCCGCGGUGGGAAGUGCCGGAGCGCCGGCGGCGACGACGGCAGCGUUGGCAGAGCCGGCUCGGUGCGUGGGUCCGCGGCGGCUCGGGGUUCCCCCGCGGGCUGCGGUGCGAGAGGGCGGCCCGGCUCCCCUUCUCUCCCGCCCGCCGCCACCGCUGUGAUUGGGUGGAAGAUGGCGCUGGGCGGAUGGAAAUCCUAAUGACAGUCUCCAAAUUCGCCUCCAUCUGUACCAUGGGCGCCAAUGCCUCGGCAUUAGAGAAAGAGAUUGGUCCAGAACAAUUUCCAGUCAAUGAGCACUAUUUUGGAUUAGUCAAUUUUGGGAAUACCUGCUACUGCAAUUCAGUUCUUCAAGCACUUUAUUUUUGUCGUCCAUUUCGGGAAAAAGUUCUUGCAUACAAGAGUCAGCCUAGGAAGAAGGAGAACCUUCUUACGUGCUUAGCGGAUCUGUUCCAUAGCAUAGCCACCCAGAAGAAAAAGGUUGGAGUAAUACCUCCCAAGAAGUUCAUAACAAGAUUACGGAAAGAAAAUGAGCUUUUUGACAACUACAUGCAGCAAGAUGCCCAUGAGUUUUUAAAUUACCUACUAAAUACAAUUGCUGAUAUAUUACAAGAAGAAAGAAAGCAGGAAAAACAAAAUGGCCGUCUCCCGAAUGGUAACAUUGACAGUGAGAACAACAACAGCACACCAGACCCAACAUGGGUUCAUGAGAUUUUUCAGGGAACAUUAACUAAUGAAACCAGAUGUCUUACUUGUGAAACUAUAAGCAGCAAAGAUGAAGAUUUUUUAGAUCUUUCUGUUGAUGUGGAACAAAAUACAUCAAUUACUCACUGUUUAAGGAUGAAAGUUAAAAAGCUGCCCAUGAUUCUAGCUCUACACCUGAAGAGAUUUAAAUACAUGGAUCAACUUCAUCGAUACACCAAACUUUCUUACCGGGUAGUUUUUCCUUUAGAACUUCGUCUCUUUAACACUUCAGGUGAUGCAACCAAUCCUGACAGAAUGUAUGACCUUGUUGCUGUUGUGGUUCACUGUGGAAGUGGUCCUAAUAGAGGCCAUUACAUCGCAAUAGUUAAGAGUCAUGACUUUUGGUUGUUGUUUGAUGACGAUAUUGUAGAAAAAAUAGAUGCACAAGCUAUUGAAGAAUUCUACGGGUUGACAUCAGAUAUCUCAAAGAACUCUGAGUCUGGUUACAUCCUUUUCUAUCAGUCUCGAGACUAAGGGGAACCAUGAUGAAGAGACUUCUGCCUCAUUUCUUCUCUGGCUAUUAUGGAAAGGAUCAAGCACUAAUUUUUCAAGAAAAGAGAAAUGCAGGAAGCUCAGGGGGCAGUGGCACACUUUGCACACAAUAAAGCAAAGACUAUGGAUUAACAAGCUCUUCCUAUUAUGGUAGUUGAUUUAUUUGCUCAGGUAUCAUGCUGUCUGUGCAGUUCCAUUCAACAAGGAAGUGACAUCAGAGAUAGCAGCUCCUCCUGUAAAGCAGCCUUCCGGUAACUGAUACACACACGUUCUCUUUAUCAAUUGCUUCAGUAAUGAUUUUAACUCCUUCGAGGUGCAGUAGAAAGAAUAGGAGUCUGUGCCAGGUUAUAUUGAUAAUUUAAGGAGAUGAUAGAGAACACAGUAUAUAAGUUUGCCUGUGUUGAAUGAGUACAGAAAGGCUAUUUGAUGGUCUUUUCAAUCAUAAACCAGAAAUACUUUUGGGCCCAACACUUGCAGUUGCCUUCCUGAUAUAAAAACUAACAGGUUUUAGAAUCCAGUGUCAGGAAGACAAAUAUGUUUUGCUUCUCUAAAGAAGCUUUUAAUAAUAUACAGUAUAUGUAUAUGUAGGGAACAAUUGGUCAAAAGUGGCUUUUUGUUUCCCCAAGGGGAAAGACUGGCUUUGUAAUUAUAAUGUUUUCCUUAUUUAUUUUACUUAAAACUGCUAUAGUCUAAGUAUUGUAUAAAGUGCCCAUGAUUCUGUCAGUAAAUUUGAGCAUAUUUUUAAGUUUUAUUAGCUUUUGUCAGUUAACUAGUCAUUUUGCUUGUUUCUAUUUUUAAGGUGAAUUUUAAACUAUUUAAAUCAGUAAGAUACCAUAAGAAAAAUUGCAAUGGGAUGAGGUAAAUAUUUUUUUUCAGGAGGAACUGAUAUCUCUGGCUAAAUAUUUGUCUUUUGUUUUAGCUUAUGUCAGUUAUUUUAUUCAGCUUUAAUUUCAUCAAAAUAAGAAACUAUAAAAAAAAUUCCCUAUAGUUGUUGGGAUGAUAAAAGACAUUCUGGUGCAGUGGUGGUAUACUAGUCUCUAGAAUUCUUAAAUACUCUAAUGUUUCCAAUGGAGGUCAUGUCUGGAAGAUUCAUGUAAUAGCAGUUAUAUUAUUUUCCAGAGUCAUUCUUUACCUUGGAAAGAAGGAAUCAUUCAUCAUAACCCCAGUAGCUAGUGGAAAAAACCUUUGAAAAUUAACUUUUAAUGAAGUAGACCAGGAAUACACAAAUAUGUCCUUUUCUCCAUCCGCCUUUACAAAUCUUACUGGGAGAAUGUUUGGAAAUUAACUUGGUUAAGACUCCCUUCUGUUAGGAGUUUUAAGAAGUAAUGUAUGUAAUUAAAAUGUGUAAUUUUUGCAACUGACACUUUUUCAUGCAUCAGUAAGUUCUCUGACAGUGACCAAAUGUCACUUGUGGAAAGUAUUUGAAUACGUAUAUAUUCAAAAUAAUAGCAAUCAAGCCUUGGAUAUUAUUUAUCAGUCUUUUCAGGCAGUAAUUUUUUUAAUUGCUGUAAUUUUCUAAACUUAUUUUAUUAAUACUGUUGAAUACGAAAAACAAAAAAGAAUCCUUUUAUCUGCUGCUAUAAUUAACACUUACUAUCUGUAUCUUUUAGCUCAGGAAAUGACUUCACCUAUUCAUUCCAUGAACAUAUCUUUAACAGGGUCACUUAGUUAAUUGGGUUGUCUGACAGAUGUGCUGAUAGAAAAUUAUGAGGUAUUUUGAUAAAUUACUUAUUAUAGUAUAGGUUCUGAAGCCUUAUCUUGGCUGGAAUUGUUCUGUACAAAUAACAUAGCCUGGCUGGUUUACCAGCAUUGCACAGAGAAUUACAACCGAAAAUGUGGGGCAGGCCAUAGCAGUGGAACUGGAUACAUUUUUUAUUUUGAGGCUUAAACCAAAUUGUCUUGGAUUUUAAAGUAGUGUUUCUGUGGUUUUCUGCACAGAGAAGGUGAGUAAGGAGAAGCUGAGUCAGUUUUAUGUGAGUCAGGCCAUGGCAUGUGUAAGAAAGAUAGAUGAAGUCAUUUGCAUAAAGGUACAGAGUUGAAAUAUUUUGUUUGUUUUCACAUUGUGCAUUUUAAAAAACAGUAUAGGCUAAAGUUCAAUUUUAUAUUAAAGCAAAUGAUAGCUUUCUUGUUGAGUUCCAUGGUAGUCAUACACUGUUCACAUCUAUACUACAUUUAAUAGUACUGGUAUGAUUCGUCAGGGGAGGGACUGUGGGGUGAUGGUUCUCAAUUUACUUUUUACUCUUAGUGCAGCUGCAUCUAAGUAGAAUGUUUGCAAGCUUAUCAGAAACUCAACAUACUUUAAAAACAUAUAGGGUUAGGGUUGUGGGGGAAAUGCAGACAUAGUAAGAAAAGUGACCUAUAUAGACAGCAUUGUGAGGUUGUCUAUGGGUUGACUGUGGUUGAAAUGAAGGGCAGGCUUCAGAUGUAAAUGGUGGCUGAUUGCUGUCGAUGUACAUGAUUGAUGGGAAUGGCUGUUCCAUAUUUUGUAUAUUGGAAUAAAAUUUAUAUAAAUUAUCAUAACUAAAAGUAAAUAUUCUAAAUUAAGUCUCGCUUCGAAGUCAUAUGGCUUCUGUCUUGGCAACUUUACCUUUAGAAGAUUAUUUAAGACAGGAGCCAUGCGACUUCCAGAAGGAAAAGGAAAUGUGUAAUAUAUGGAUCUUGUUGUCUCUAACCAUCAUAUAGGUUUUUUCUUUCCUUGAUGGCAGUAGAAAAAUCUCAUUUUCAUAACAUACUACUCCUGAUUCUUUCUUUAAAGAUACUUUUCAUUAAAGAUUCUCUCAUGAGGUAUUUAACUGGGAGCUAGGAGGCUAAGGUGCUCAGGUCCUGGCUCUUCAGUGAAUUUAACUGUGUGACCUUGGGCAAGUCACUUAACCUCUCUGUGCUUCAGUCUCCCUCUCUUGUAAAAUGGGAGUAAUACCUACCUCACAGGGUUGUUGUGGGGACUAAUUAGAUAAAAUGUCUGUUAAGCAUCUAAGGUUCUUGAAGAAGGCACUAUAUAAAUACAAAAUAAUAUCUAUUAAAGUUGUUUUAUUUGUG
This is a messenger RNA of Pipistrellus kuhlii (Kuhl's pipistrelle), 4434 nucleotides long. RefSeq names its product ubiquitin specific peptidase 12 (gene USP12). The record is from RefSeq and is a predicted model, not a curated record. Gene Ontology annotation, molecular function: cysteine-type endopeptidase activity; cysteine-type deubiquitinase activity. Gene Ontology annotation, biological process: protein deubiquitination. The transcript is spliced from 8 exons. Lineage: Eukaryota; Metazoa; Chordata; Mammalia; Chiroptera; Vespertilionidae. Bases 352 to 1380 code for a protein of 342 amino acids. Gene Ontology annotation, cellular component: nucleus; cytosol.